Messenger RNA from Microsporum canis CBS 113480, 1455 nucleotides. RefSeq names its product dual specificity phosphatase. Lineage: Eukaryota; Fungi; Ascomycota; Eurotiomycetes; Onygenales; Arthrodermataceae. Gene Ontology annotation, cellular component: plasma membrane; nucleus; cytosol. Gene Ontology annotation, molecular function: phosphatidylinositol-3,4,5-trisphosphate 3-phosphatase activity; protein tyrosine phosphatase activity; protein tyrosine/serine/threonine phosphatase activity. The transcript is spliced from 3 exons. Gene Ontology annotation, biological process: phosphatidylinositol dephosphorylation; phosphatidylinositol 3-kinase/protein kinase B signal transduction; protein dephosphorylation. The record is from RefSeq and is a predicted model, not a curated record. The coding region runs from base 1 to 1455 and encodes 484 amino acids.
AUGGUGAGUGGUGCCCAAUGCGCGUCCUUUCUGCGGAGAAUCGUGGCAGGUCCGCGAAUUCAUCAUCCUGAAGCAUGUCUUGACUUGUGCUACGUUACCGAUGACAUUAUAGCGACAUCUGGCCCGUCGUCAACGUAUCCUAAACGCGCGUACCGAAACCCUACAGAAGACCUCGUUCGUUUCCUUGACUCAAAGCACGGAGAAGACUGGUCGAUUUUUGAAUUCCGUGCUGAAGGGACUGGAUAUCCUGAUGACGAAGUCUACGGGCGUAUUCAUCAUUUUCCAUGGCCAGACCAUCAUCCACCCCCAUUUGCUUUGAUACCACCGCUUAUGGCCAGUAUGCGGAACUGGCUGAACGGCGAGGGAAAGAGUAGGAGAAUUGCGGUGGUGCAUUGCAAGGCGGGCAAGGGCAGAAGCGGAACUGUUGCCUGCAGCUAUCUUAUUAGUGAGCAGGGCUGGAGCGCAGAGGAUGCAAUGAAACAGUUCACGGAGCGCAGGAUGAGAGCUGGAUUCGGUGCCGGAGUGAGUAUACCCAGCCAGGUUCGAUGGGUGGGCUACGUCGAGCGCUGGAAGAACGUGUUCAACAAGAUAUACGUCGAACGCCCUGUUGAGAUUGUUGAGAUUCAUAUCUGGGGGUUACGAAAGGGACUCAAAGUCGAUGUGGAAGGGUAUGUGGAUGAAGGUCGGAAGAUAAAACGAUUCCACCGGUUCGGUAAAGAUGAAUUCUUCUACCAGAACGGCAGCAGUCCUUCGGGGGAUCCUUCUUCUACCCGAAAGGAGGAGGAAGAGAAAGGGGUGGGCAAACAAGAUGUUUCCUCUUCAAAUGCAUCUUCUACUCCGACCAAAUCUGUCCGAGACGUCACAGAGCCAGAGAACAUGAUGGAUGCCGCUUGGUCAGCCGUCGCUUCUGUCCCAAGCGAUGCAACGGAGAAUGUUGUUAUCCGGCCCAAGAAACCAGUCAUCGUGCCUACGUCAGACGUCAAUAUCGACUUUGAACGACGGGCAGCGGUAUCAUACACAGAUUGGUCGAUGGUCACCUCUGUCGGCCAUGUCUGGUUUAAUGCCUAUUUCGAAGGUGGCCAUGACCACGAUUCCGGAGUAUUCGAAAUUGACUGGGACACCAUGGAUGGGAUCAAGGGGACCUCAAGGAAAGGGAUAAGGUCGCUAGACCGUCUCAAAGUUGUUUGGCGGUAUCAUACGCCUCCUGGAGAGGAUUCUGCAACGGCCAAAGGGGCAGAAGCUGGUGUUCCUGGUGCUCCACCGCCUGGCAAGGUCAUUGCUGAACCUGGUCCAGGAGAAGAAGUGUCAGAGGGUCAAGCUGCCGAUUGGCGUGGACAAGAGCAAAGCGCCGACGACGGAGAGAAGAGAGAACUGUUAGAGCCAAAGCGCCCACAUGAAGACAGCUAUCUAGAGCAGAGUGAUUCGGCUGCCACCGAUUCCAAGCCGAAAGCAUAA